GGAGAUGGCAAGUCGCUGGUUCCUUUGACAGGUGUGUGUUUCAGCUUUAAGAGACAGACAGCGGCUAUGUACAGCAAAGGGAAAGGAUGUGCGGUUCCUUCGGACGGUCAGGCAAGGGAAAAGUUGGCGUUGUAUGUAUACGAGUAUCUGCUCCAUAUUGGGGCACAGAAAUCUGCACAGACUUUCCUCUCAGAGAUCCGCUGGGAAAAGAAUAUUACUCUGGGAGAGCCUCCCGGCUUCCUCCACUCCUGGUGGUGUGUGUUUUGGGAUCUGUAUUGUGCUGCUCCUGACAGACGGGAAACCUGUGAACACUCCAGUGAAGCCAAAGCCUUUCACGAUUAUAGUGCGGCAGCAGCUCCAAGCCCCGUGCUUGGCAAUGUGACUCCCGGCGAGGGGGCUGCGGGAGUCCCCCUGCCACCCGGCUUCUUCCAGGGUCCCCCUGGAUCACAACCAACACAACACAGUCAGGCACCUCGACACAAUCCCAACAACCCCAUCAUGGGACCCCAUGGUCAGUCCUUCAUGUCUCCUCGGUACCCAGGUGGCCCCCGGAACUCACUCCGGAUAUCAGCACAGCCUCCUAUUGGAGUCCCGGGAUCUCAGCCACUGUUACCAAAUGCAAUGGACCCCACAAGACAGCAAGGUCAUCCAGGAAUGGCCGGUCCGAUACAGCGAAUGACUGCUCCUCGAGGACUAGCUGGGAUGGGACCCCAGAAUUACGGAGGCGCAAUGCGGCCCCCACCUAACUCUUUAGGAGGCCCUGGAAUGCCGGGAAUGAAUCUGGGUCCAGGUGGUGGGAGAUCAUGGCCAAACCCACCCAAUGCUAAUUCGAUACCAUAUUCCUCAUCAUCACCGGGCAGCUAUGUGGGUCCACCGGGCAGCGGACCCUCAGGAACGCCAAUCAUUCCCAGCCCUGGAGAUUCUACCAACUCCAGUGAGAACAUGUACACGAUGAUGAAUCCCAUUGGGCCUGGAGGGAAUCGACCGGGUUUCCCAAUGGGUCCUGGAGCUGAGGGUCCUCUUGGUGGAAUGGCAGGCAUGGAGCCUCAUCACAUGAACGGAACGCUAGGUUCUGGUGAUAUCGAUGGAUUGUCAAAGAAUUCCCCGAACAAUAUGACAGGGAUCAGCAAUCCUCCUGGAACUCCACGUGAUGAUGGCGAGAUGGCAGGAAACUUUUUAAACCCUUUCCAAAAUGAAAGUUACUCCCCAAGUAUGACGAUGAGCGUGUGAGCAAGUCGUACACACUCUCUCUUCUGAUCCUCGUGCAAUCCCACUAGAAAUGAGAAGAAAGCGUGGAUGGCCAUUUGCUAUUGAAACUAAACAAUAUUUAAUGGACAAUUACCUGCGCAGUUGUGUCUGCUGCACUGUGCUGUAGUUAAGUUGGAAGGAAGUCUGAGGCCUGUUGGAGGAAUGGAAGAUGUUAUAUUUAAGC
Mobula hypostoma (lesser devil ray) is the source of this 1432-nucleotide messenger RNA. RefSeq names its product single stranded DNA binding protein 4 (gene ssbp4). Gene Ontology annotation, cellular component: nucleus. Gene Ontology annotation, biological process: positive regulation of transcription by RNA polymerase II. The transcript is spliced from 18 exons. Bases 67 to 1230 code for a protein of 387 amino acids. The record is from RefSeq and is a predicted model, not a curated record. Gene Ontology annotation, molecular function: single-stranded DNA binding; protein binding. NCBI's taxonomy places the organism in Eukaryota, Metazoa, Chordata, Chondrichthyes, Myliobatiformes, Myliobatidae.